AUGGUCGCUAAUCUGUUUGCUCAAGGUGGAUUGACGGCACUGGUACUUGCGUCGCAAAACCCACAUAUCCAGUUCUCUGUCGUGGACAGUGAUGCUCGUCUCAUUGCCGCAUGGAAUUCAGAUCGCCCUCCUGUCUUUGAACCAGGACUGGAAAAUUUAUUAUUUGAGCCUAAUGACCCACCGGCAUUACCGACACCGUCGCCAUCACCAAAGCCAGAGGCCUCACAGGAUGAAGAUUGUCUAGAAAACUCAAGUAAUAGUACCAAUCACGGGGAGCUCAUCGCUCUGUUACCGCGCCGACGGAAGCUCGCCAAUGUGAACUUCUCGACUAAUAUGCACGAAGCCGUGGCAGCGGCGGACAUGGUCUUCCUGUGUGUAGACGCGCCAUCCAGUAUCAUGAACGGAGACAAAAGCGACAUAGACCUAUCCCGCUUGGAAAUCGCCAUCCAGGCGAUCGCACAGGUUUCGACAGGCCACAAGAUCAUAGUCCAGAAAAGUACCGCGCCAUGCGGUAUUGUACCACGACUAAAGAAGCUCUUGAAAGAAACGGCCUCGCCAUCGGCAUCCUUCGAUGUACUUUCUAACCCCGACUUCCUCGUACCCGGCGCAGCAAUCAGAGACCUCCUUUAUCCACCCCGCGUGAUCAUCGGACAUGUCUUCUCGGAAGACAUGUCACCCGAAGCAUUGACGGCGUUGAAACGGCUGUAUUCCCCAUGGGUUCCGGAUGAUCGCAUCGUGACCAUGGACGCAUGGUCUUCGGAACUGGGCAAAAUCGCGGCCAACGCUUUGCUCGCCCAACAGAUCAGCAGUCUCAAUUCCCUUAGUGUUCUCUGCGAGUCGACGAACGCCAAUAUCAAUUAUGUCUCGGAGACUCUCGGAUUAAGUCAGCGAUCAGGACUGGGAUUCGGCGGGUCGAGCCUGCAAUCGGAUGUACUUUGCUUGGUGUAUCUGGCGAGGGAGUUGGGAUUACAGGAGGUUGUUGAUUACUGGAUGGCGGUCCUCCGAAUGAACGAAUACCAAAGGCAUCGAGUCGUGAAACGCUUAAUCACCCGACUAGGCGACGUGAAAGAGAAACGAGUAGCGGUGCUCGGCUUUGUGUCGAAGGGAAAUGUGAUGGAUACGCGGACCACGACGGCAUUGGGCUUGGUACGAACCUUGACUAGCAAUGGGGUGCGAGUCAACAUAUAUGAUCCGCACGUUCAGGCCGACCGCAGCGAAAGCACGCUACGACUCUACGACUGUCAUCCAGAAAUGGUGACCGUGACCGAGUCCAUUGAAACGGCGUGUUUUGGAUGCAGCGCGUUGGUGCUCCAUACCGACUGGGAGGAGUUCCGCCAGGACCAGGUGCGAUGGCAACGCAUUUCUGGUCAUAUGGCGAGUCCGAGGGUACUUUUGGACCCUCAUGGCGUAUUUGAUGGGUUUAAGAUGCAGCAGUGGGGAUUCGAGGUGUUGCAGGUUGGUAUCCGAAGUACGAAGGUGCUUUCAGCCCCCAAGGGCCAUGGCCAAUGA
Molecule: messenger RNA, 1509 nt
Organism: Aspergillus oryzae RIB40
Lineage: Eukaryota; Fungi; Ascomycota; Eurotiomycetes; Eurotiales; Aspergillaceae
Gene: ugd2
Product: putative UDP-glucose dehydrogenase Ugd1
Exons: 3
Coding region: 1-1509 (502 amino acids)
Biological process (GO): glycosaminoglycan biosynthetic process; polysaccharide biosynthetic process
Cellular component (GO): nucleus; cytosol
Molecular function (GO): NAD binding; UDP-glucose 6-dehydrogenase activity
Source: RefSeq, a predicted model, not a curated record